Molecule: messenger RNA, 1137 nt
Organism: Anopheles cruzii
Lineage: Eukaryota; Metazoa; Arthropoda; Insecta; Diptera; Culicidae
Gene: Osi2
Exons: 2
Coding region: 1-1137 (378 amino acids)
Source: RefSeq, a predicted model, not a curated record
AUGGGAUUCUUCGCACAGUGUCCACAUAGGCCGGAUCGCUCGAACUGGUUCAGAUAUGCGGUCGUGCUCGCUGCGCUGGUGCUGGGCUGCCUCGUCGAUCCGGGCCAGCCGGAGGGCAUCAAGCUGCCCGAUCAAACGACCGCCACUGGAUCGGGAUCUCGGGAGACACCCAUCCAAUUUCUCCAGCAGCAGCAGCAGCCCGCGGUGGGAGAAGGUCGACGGCAGGGCAAAAACCUGCUCGACUUCAUCGGCCUCGGAACGGGUGGCAACGUGGAUCCGUAUCUUGCCCGGACCAAUGCCCAGUGCCUGAACGGAGAGCUGGCCGAGUGCUUCAAGUCGCAGGCCCUCAACACUUUCGGCGAAUUCUUCGAAAGGGACCAGUACGAACUCACGACCGACGCACGGAUCGUGCGGCUUCCCGAGACUCAGCUGCGCUCGUUGGGCCAGGAGGGCUUCGAGUACGUGGGCGAGUCGCGCCACACCGACUCCGAGUGGGAACUGAUGUACAAGUACGCUCUGCGACGGCUGGAGCGUUUCGUCAAGUCGACGGCCCUGGAGUUCCAGAUGCCGGACGACGUCACCGAGGAGGGCCGCUAUUCGGCGCGCUUCAUCGACGAAAUCUCCGACGAGAUCGAUGUGAUCGAGGACAAGAAGGCACCGCUCUUCACGCGCCACCGCCUGAAGAAGAUGUUCAUCCCGCUGCUCCUGAUCCUGAAGGUGUUCAAACUGAAGCUCCUGCUGUUCCUGCCGCUGAUCCUGGGAUUGGCGAGCUUCAAGAAGCUGCUCGGUUUCCUGGCCAUCAUCAUCCCCGGUGUCAUCGGGUAUCUGAAGCUGUUCAAGCCGCACCAGAGUUGCUGCACGAACGACAUCUUCUCCGGUGGCUACCAGCCACAGUACUCGCCGCAGGGUCUUGGGUCGAUCGGUUACAACCCGUACAAGGAGCACGCCAGUGGGCCCUCCGUACUGUACGGUCGGCCGGACGUGAGCUACGCGUCGCCGUACGGCAACUAUUAUCGGGACGCCGGACGACCCGACCUGAAGGGCAGCAACGUCAAGUUCGGUGAUGACCUCGCCUACCAAGGGUACUCGGAGUACCGGGCUAGUGCCGGGGGCAAGGACGUGAAGGCGGAAAACUGA